Molecule: messenger RNA, 1392 nt
Organism: Herpailurus yagouaroundi (jaguarundi)
Lineage: Eukaryota; Metazoa; Chordata; Mammalia; Carnivora; Felidae
Exons: 2
Coding region: 277-1311 (344 amino acids)
Biological process (GO): virion assembly
Source: RefSeq, a predicted model, not a curated record
AACCCUUUCUGUUGGCUGGCCGAGACGGCACCAGAAAGUUGGAACCGCUGCGAAAGAUUCUUGUUAGUUCUUGUUUUUCUUUCAUGGGUCGGAUGUUUUAUUGGAAUUAAGUGUUUUCUCGGCUGAUCAGAAUUAAUUAUUCCAUCCUUUGUUCCUCUCUCCUCCUUCCUCAGCUCCCUGCGGCUUUCCCUCCCGCCCCCUGGCCAGCAGCGCCCCCUCCCCCACGUCCAUGCUGCCCGUGCCCCCUUCUCUUCUCCUCUUCCUCAGAAUCAUAACAUGGGCCAAACGCAAAGCACCCCUCUCUCCCUCCUUCUCGCCAACUUCAGGGACGUAAAAGCUAGAGGACACAACUUAAGCCUAGACAUUCGCAAAAGGAAGUUGAUCACCUAUUGCCGCUCUGAAUGGCCCACCUUUGGGGUCAAUUGGCCUACAGAGGGAACCUUCUGCCUCCCUGUGGUCCUUAAAGUAAAAUCAAAAAUUUUCCUACCAGGGAAAGAAGGUCGCUCGGAUCAGAUUCCCUAUAUUCUGGUGUGGCAAGAUUUAGUAGAAAACCCACCUCCCUGGAUGGCCUCUUUCUUAACAACAGGGCCAUGCAAAAUUCUAGCGGCUAAACCUAUCAACCCUCCCAAGCCGCCAACUCCAACUGCACCCCCUGUUCUCCCGGACAGCCAAGAUUUACUUUCCCUUGACCCUCCCCCUUACCAGGUUCCUCCUCUUAUUCCGCAAGCUGCCCCUAUCCCUGCUGCGCCGGCAGAGCCCCCCGUAGCCCAGCCCAUAGGAGAACUAGAGAAUAGGGAGGCUCAACCCGCGCCCAUGCCUAGUAGGAGCGAAGUCCAAAGGCCGGCUGGACGUACCCGUAGGCGGGCCCCUCAUGAGCCAGGACUCUGCCUUCCUGACUCCACCGUAGCUUUACCCUUACGGGAAAUAGGGCCUCCCGAUGGUACAGGGAACCCCCGACUUCAAUACUGGCCCUUCUCUACCAGUGACCUAUAUAACUGGAAAACCCAGAAUGCCCGAUUCUCUGACAACCCUAAAGAUUUAAUAAGUCUCUUAGACAGCGUUAUGUUUACCCAUCAACCCACCUGGGAUGAUUGUCAGCAGCUCCUCCGAAUCCUGUUCACCACCGAGGAGCGAGAAAGAAUUCAAUUGGAAGCAAGAAAGCUGGUUCCUGGAGAUGACGGCCAACCCACUGCUAACCUUGAUCUCAUUAAUGCAGCUUUUCCCUUGACCCGACCCCCACAGGAUGGCUGGGACUACAACACGGCAGAAGGGAACUCCAGCACACCCACCAGGAAGUUUAGCCCAGAUUGAGAGCCAUUUAUGAGAACGGGCCCCCUCCUGAGCCGCAUCACUACCGACCCGGAGAUUGGGUAUACGUGCGGAGACACAAGC